This is a messenger RNA of Capsicum annuum, 1554 nucleotides long. Its product is annotated as ubiquitin receptor RAD23c. The transcript is spliced from 12 exons. Gene Ontology annotation, molecular function: damaged DNA binding; polyubiquitin modification-dependent protein binding; proteasome binding. Gene Ontology annotation, biological process: proteasome-mediated ubiquitin-dependent protein catabolic process; nucleotide-excision repair. Bases 165 to 1340 code for a protein of 391 amino acids. The record is from RefSeq and is a predicted model, not a curated record. Gene Ontology annotation, cellular component: nucleoplasm; cytosol. NCBI's taxonomy places the organism in Eukaryota, Viridiplantae, Streptophyta, Magnoliopsida, Solanales, Solanaceae.
UACUUCAACUAUAUAAAUUACGAGACAGACGUCAACUGCGGUUUCCACUGUUACUCCGACUUCAAAUUUUCUCCUCUCUGCGGACUUUCCGGCGGCGACGGCCGGGAUUUGUAGUUGCCGGUUACAUAAAAGAGUAAGAGGAACGGGUAAAAAAGAGGUUGAAGAUGAAGAUUUUCGUGAAGACUUUGAAAGGCACGCACUUUGAGAUCGAAGUUAAACCGGAAGAUAACGUUGCCGAUGUGAAGAAAAACAUAGAAUCAGUUCAGGGGAAAGAUGUCUACCCUGCUUCACAACAGAUGCUUAUCCAUCAGGGUAAAGUUCUCAAGGACACUACGACGCUUGAGGAAAACAAAGUUGCUGAAAAUAGUUUCGUGGUCAUUAUGCUUUCCAAGGUACCAACUGUGCAGUUACACAAUAAGGUCUCAUCAACGGGAACCUCAUCUACACCAGCAGCUCCUUCAAAUACGGCACAACCCGCUGGUUCCACUGACCAAGCUAGACAGACGACAACAGCACCUCAAGCUACUGCUGCACCUCCACAAUCUGCUUCUGAGUCUGCUCCCACUCCUGCCCCUGUGCCUGCUGCUACUAGUUCUGUAACAGAUGUGUAUGACCAAGCAGCCUCAAACCUUGUUGCUGGAAGUAACUUGGAGGCCACAGUUCAACAAAUUCUUGACAUGGGUGGUGGAAGCUGGGAUAGGGAUACAGUUGUGCGUGCUUUGCGUGCUGCAUAUAACAACCCUGAGAGAGCCGUUGAAUACUUAUAUUCUGGUAUUCCUGAACUAGCCGAAAUUCCGCCUGUUGCCCGUGCACCUGCUGCUCCUGCCACUGGACAGGCUGUAAACCCUUCAGCUCAGGGGGCUCCACAACCAGCAGUUCCUUCCAGUGGACCAAAUGCUAAUCCUUUAGAUCUGUUUCCUCAGGGCCUAACAAAUGUGGGCUCAAAUGCCGGCGCUGGAAAUCUAGAUUUUCUACGCAAUAGUCCACAGUUCCAGGCCCUUCGAGCAAUGGUGCAAGCCAAUCCGCAAAUAUUGCAGCCCAUGCUCCAGGAGUUGGGUAAGCAAAAUCCACAUUUGAUGCGGCUUAUUCAAGAGCAUCAACCUGACUUCCUGCGCCUCAUCAAUGAACCUGUUGAAGGGGAGGGGAAUGUGUUGGGGCAAACACCAGGAGCAAUACCACAAGCUGUGACUGUUACACCUGAAGAGCGGGAGGCUAUUGAACGUCUUGAAGCUAUGGGGUUUGAUCGAGCUUUAGUAUUGGAAGUAUACUUCGCGUGCAACAAAAAUGAGGAGCUGGCUGCAAACUAUCUGUUAGAUCACAUGCACGAGUUUGAGGAAUGACCUGGAUAAAACAUAGUGCUAUUUGACCUGUUGUUAUAGUUUCCAUUGUACUUUGUUUCGCUUCUCUUCAUUUUAAGUCUCUGCGACUUCCUAUAUAUCUUGUCAUGUGGAGUACAUUUUAUUUCCUCAUUCACAGUUGCUAGCCUUGGAUAGUUGGACCCUUCUGUAUAAUGGAUUUAUAUUAGUAAAAUCGUGCCUGCAAGUUCUCUCGUCA